Molecule: messenger RNA, 651 nt
Organism: Calliphora vicina (urban bluebottle blowfly)
Lineage: Eukaryota; Metazoa; Arthropoda; Insecta; Diptera; Calliphoridae
Product: short transmembrane mitochondrial protein 1
Exons: 4
Coding region: 273-473 (66 amino acids)
Source: RefSeq, a predicted model, not a curated record
UUCGUCAACAAAAUUUAAACAAAACAACUGUGUUCUCUUAAAAAAAUUAACUGAACAUUCAUUUAAGAGCUUAUUUGAGGGGUUCUCUUGUUUAUUAUAGAAAACAAUAACAAAAUAUUUUAGAAAAAAGCUCUUUUUAGUUUUGACAGCAAUUUUGUUGUUGUAAAACAAGUGUGUGUGUGUGUGUACGAAUUUGUAGAAAUUUUUUUCUUUGUAUCUCAGUUUUUAUAAAACUCUUCAAACUGGCAGUCGACGGGUCUAGCAUUUACGAUAUGCUGAAAUUUUUGUUAACGUUUAGUGCUGGUAUUUACACCGGUCUCUAUAUCAGCCAAAACUAUGAGGUUCCUCGCGUUGAUGAACCCAGCAAAAUAAUUGAUAAAAUUAAGGAGUUGGCUGAUGAACAUCGUAAAAAAAAUCCUGCCGAGCAGCUAUUGCACGAUGUUAAGAAAGGAGCCAAGAAGAUUAUAGAUUAAAUAUAUGUACAUACUUCUUUUAAUGCUUGUUGGAGGCUUUAGAUAAAUUUUAUGAUUUUUUAAUUUUUAUAUUUGAAUAUUUAAAAAAAACUUAUGUUCUUAAACUUUUUUUAAUUUGAAAUUCAAUUUUAAAAUUUUAAUUUUUUUAUAAAAUUAAAUAUUGUUUAUUUGUAUAGUA